UUUAGCCCCCAUUUCACCGCGUGCUGUCUGAACCGCCUCUCUUCGCUUCAGCUCUUCAGCAGAGCACAAAUCUCUCGCUCUAUACAUACACAUUAACAUAUAGAUAUAGAUAUAGAUAUAUCUGUUAAUCUGCGAAGGAAAAUUAAAAGGAAAGUUAACAAUCAUGUCUUCCCCAAGCAAACGCAGAGAGAUGGAUAUGAUGAAACUGAUGAUGAGUGACUACAAGGUGGAGACGAUCAAUGAUGGCAUGCAAGAGUUCUUUGUGGAGUUUCAUGGACCCAACGACAGUCCUUAUCAAGGGGGUCUGUGGAAAAUAAGGGUCGAGCUACCUGAUGCUUAUCCUUAUAAAUCUCCUUCUAUUGGCUUUGUCAACAAGAUUUAUCAUCCCAAUGUUGAUGAGAUGUCAGGCUCAGUUUGUUUAGAUGUGAUUAACCAGACCUGGAGUCCCAUGUUCGAUCUGGUGAAUGUAUUUGAAGUCUUUCUUCCACAGCUUCUUCUGUAUCCCAACCCAACUGAUCCGCUUAAUGGAGAGGCUGCAGCACUAAUGAUGCGUGACCGGACUGCAUAUGAACAAAGAGUGAAAGCUGGCUCUAGGAUCUUGAGAUGGAAAAGUAGCCUCACAAAACAAGAUCGGAUGCAAAAUCGGUGUGUUUUGUUUCGGUGGAGAUGGCCUCCCAGUGAGAGAAAGUCAACCAAGGAUAGUUUGAUCCACCUGCAACAAAUGCCUAAGUAUUUAGUAUUUAUUACAUAAACGACUGGUAUGUUCAAACUAAAACUAGCUAUGGACAUAAGUCAAUUGAAUGCAACUGCUAUCUUUGUGUCAAGAAUGUAGUUAAGCUGGUGGGAGAAAACAUGUACAUGAAUACUAACACUCUUUCAUAUGGCUGAUAACACAUCUCCCCGUAACUGACUCAAAAGGUCCUGGUAUUUGAGAUGUAAUGUUUCUGUUUUGUCACAGAAAAAAGUGACGUGUAGUAUGUCCUGUAUAUAAAUAAGCAAGUUUUGGGAAUCUCUGGUUGAUCCCAGUUCAACUUAACUGGGAUGUGUGCAAUUUAAGAUUCAAUUUGGUAUCUUUGAUGUUGAAAUCUGGCGAGUAGCUAGUUCUAAAGUAAUAGAAGAAGAGGAUAUAGUGCCUGCAGUGCAAGAUGUUAUAAUGCAAGUUUGAACUGGUAGGCUGGUUCCUAAAAGCUAUGCAUUUUCCUAGUCAAAUUAAACUUUUCUUGUCAUUGUGAACGACGACCUUCAGUGACUUGAAGCCCACCUUCGAUACUUGCUUUGUGUAAUCAAUAUAGCUAACCAUUAUCUGCUUUGCUAUUUUGUCCUCGUCAGUUUUCUGUUGGAUCACCAUCUGCCAUUUUAUUCUCUCGAAUACAUACAAAUGUCAACUCCCUAGUUAACCUAACAAGAUCAGCAUUUCGCUUGCCCAUCAACUUUUGCUCACAGUUUUCAUUUCCCAGAGUACUGUGAGAGAUAUGCGAGACCAGAAGAUGCCGGAGCUGCACCAGAAGAGUCUAGCGACGAGGAGUUGAGCGAAGAUGGAU
This is a messenger RNA of Diospyros lotus (date-plum), 1541 nucleotides long. RefSeq names its product ubiquitin-conjugating enzyme E2 4. The record is from RefSeq and is a predicted model, not a curated record. Gene Ontology annotation, biological process: protein polyubiquitination; ubiquitin-dependent protein catabolic process. Gene Ontology annotation, cellular component: nucleus. The transcript is spliced from 6 exons. Lineage: Eukaryota; Viridiplantae; Streptophyta; Magnoliopsida; Ericales; Ebenaceae. Bases 164 to 751 code for a protein of 195 amino acids. Gene Ontology annotation, molecular function: ubiquitin conjugating enzyme activity.